This is a messenger RNA of Thalassophryne amazonica, 1253 nucleotides long. RefSeq names its product MID1 interacting protein 1, like (gene mid1ip1l). Gene Ontology annotation, biological process: regulation of lipid biosynthetic process. The transcript is spliced from 2 exons. Lineage: Eukaryota; Metazoa; Chordata; Actinopteri; Batrachoidiformes; Batrachoididae. Gene Ontology annotation, cellular component: cytosol. The coding region runs from base 194 to 691 and encodes 165 amino acids. The record is from RefSeq and is a predicted model, not a curated record.
UCCCGGCCGGAUUGGCCGCUAUAAAUACGGCGCUGAGGUGACGUUCGGGGGGGAAAUCUUUUAUUUUUCCUUCCUGGUGGCUGGUGUGCGGAAACUAAUGAUUUGAUUCAAAUCGGCUAAAGGUCUUCUCAGGUCACCCCUCGGUUCAGAUUGGCUCCCAAAAAAAGCACUUGUGCCGUACCUCCACACCAAAAUGAUGCAGAUCAGCAGCGACCUGGCCACCAACAAGCACUCGCUCAUCAAUGUCAUGCACCGCUUCAUCGCAGCUGCCAACAACAUGAAUGAAACAAUCAUGGUGCCAAAUCUGCUGCGAGACUUGCCGCUAAAUGAGCAGGAGACUGCAGCCGGUGAGAUGGAAGCCAACAACAAUGAGCCGCUCUGUCCCAACAAGCAGAGGGACAUGUACGAGCACUACCUCCUCCUGAAGUCCCUUAAGAACGACAUGGAGUGGGGCCUCAUCAAGAGGGAGAUGAGCAGCGGUGCCAGCUUCCUGGAGAUGGCUGUGAAGCAGGAAGAGCAGCAGAAAGCAGUGACUGGAGACCUGCUUAUGGAGGACAACUUGGACCUGGAGCAACAAUUCCACUACCACCUCAGAGGUCUGUUUGGAGUCCUGUCAAAACUCACCGUGCAGGCAGAUCACCUCACCAACAGAUACAAGAGAGAAAUUGGUGGUGGAAACUUCACAAGAUAAUGUUUUACCUCUCUAGACUGCUCGACCAUCAGCAGUGGCAUGUUUCUCAGAUUUCUUUUGGGGGGGUGGGGGGGGCGCUUAACCAGGGCUGCCACUACCUUGUAACAUCACUCUGACUACCUUCUUCUAGUUUCCCUUUUGCUGCUCUCACUAAACACCUGAAAACCAGUGACGCCUGCACAGGUCCCUGCUGAUGGGUGCAGCCAGUGACGCAAAGCUUGGUGGAGGUUUCUAGAACUUUGUCCACAUGAUGCACAGCUGUUUACAAAAACCGUGUCCUCUUUGAAAAUUUAAAGUUGUCACAGAUGUGGGGUUUGUCUGUAGGAGAACUUAGAAUGCUGGUUAUUCUGUCCCCUUGUUUUAAAAUGUAACACUGAGCUGAAGGGCCUGUGAAGAGCAACUUGUUCAGCUAGUUAGCCUAACAUGCUGUGCCUUGACUCGCACUCUCUGCUGCCCCCUCUGGUUCAGCUUUCUGACUAAAGAGAAAUGACUGUCCUUGGAAUAUUUCAAAUCCAGUUUUAUAUUGAAAUGCAGUAAAGAUUAAUAAAUAAUUGGAAGCUUU